AUGUCCGUGAAUCGCGUCCGACCUGAACACUCUGGUCCCCCAGAACUGUAUUAUAAUGAAGAAGAGGCAUGUAAAUACGCUUCAAACUCGCACAUAGUCUCCAUUCAAACUGAGAUGGCAGAAAGGGCUUUGGAACUGCUUGCGCUACCGGACGACAAAUCAGCGUUUCUGUUGGACAUCGGCUGCGGUACAGGUAUAAGUGGAGGAGUGUUGGCAAAUGCAGGUCAUUGUUGGGUAGGACUUGAUAUCAGCAGGCCAAUGCUGGAAAUUGCUAGUCAAGACGAUGAAGAUAGAGAUAAUAUGGGCGACUUUAUACUGGCCGAUAUGGGCAAUGGAGUGCCGUUUUUGCCCGGUGUCUUUGAUGGAGCUAUCAGUAUUUCGGCUAUUCAAUGGUUAUGCCAUGCGAACUCUACUGAUCAGAAUCCCAAGCGACGUCUUCAUCGCUUUUUCCAGACGCUUUAUGGGUGCUUGGGUCGAGGAACUCGGGCAGUCUUCCAGUUCUACCCAGAGAAUGAACACCAGUCAGCUCUGAUUAUGUCUUUAGCUACAAAAGCUGGAUUCAAUGGUGGACUUGUUGUGGAUUAUCCAAAUAGUGUCAAAGCGAAAAAGUGA
Molecule: messenger RNA, 612 nt
Organism: Haemonchus placei
Lineage: Eukaryota; Metazoa; Nematoda; Chromadorea; Rhabditida; Trichostrongylidae
Source: the annotation of a GenBank genome assembly